Messenger RNA from Solenopsis invicta (red fire ant), 729 nucleotides. RefSeq lists its product as uncharacterized. The transcript is spliced from 3 exons. The record is from RefSeq and is a predicted model, not a curated record. The coding region runs from base 48 to 626 and encodes 192 amino acids. NCBI's taxonomy places the organism in Eukaryota, Metazoa, Arthropoda, Insecta, Hymenoptera, Formicidae.
UGAGGAGCGCGGUAUGCCGUGGAUCAGUUUAGUAAAUCCUUGCGACGAUGGCGACGGUAUUCAAAUUGCAAUUUUGUAUCAUUAUCAUCAUCUGUUUCUAUUCGAGGUCUUUUUAUAGCUUUAAACUACCGUACGAUGGAGCUAAAGUAGUCACAUACGGCGAGCCGUGUCAUUCACCGCGUUAUUUGCCCGUAACAAUCGAGGAAGUUGCAAAGCCUGUGACAGAACUCGUUUCACCUACGUCACCUUGCGCCUAUCGACCACUGAAAUUAAAUUAUCGAGUGACAGACACCGAUGAACCGGCGAUUCCUCAUCAACCGCAAGCGGAGUAUCCAAUUUCCAUACAAGUACCUCGAGUGCCUGAACCCUUGGAAAUAAUCACGCCGGAUCCUUUUCGAGGAAAAUCCUAUAUGUACGACAUUCAGGAUUUACCAACUCCUGCAGCCGUCGAGCCAUAUUCGCCGAGGAGAUACAAUUUCGAUUUUCAACUACCACCUUCACCAAUUUCAGAAGUACCAACGCCACAGUCCAUUAAACUGCUGACUGGCCUUACUAGCAAAAUUGACAGAGUUUUAAUUCCUGCCUGCCAAGUGCCAUCUUCUAGCUGCUGUGGAACUGCGCUGUAAUACACGAAAUGAAAUUACUUCCAAUAACGCGGUAUCUCUCGUCAAGUAGAUGAGAGAUACAUAGUAUUCGACAGUUAAAUAAAAAUAUUAUACUAAAGAAAAA